Molecule: messenger RNA, 719 nt
Organism: Schizosaccharomyces cryophilus OY26
Lineage: Eukaryota; Fungi; Ascomycota; Schizosaccharomycetes; Schizosaccharomycetales; Schizosaccharomycetaceae
Exons: 1
Coding region: 167-529 (120 amino acids)
Source: RefSeq, a predicted model, not a curated record
AAGAAAAAAAUACUCGCUUAAAUAAAGCUUAAAAUAAGCGAGUAAAAGUCAUAAUGACGUUAAUUAUAAUAUAAAGGAACUGUUCAUAAAGACUGCUUUGUCUGCAAACUACCUAUACUCAAAAUACAGGAAGGAAGAUUUUCUUGCUAAACUCUUGCUAACUAAUAUGUUUAAGAGAGCUAUUCUUCCGAUGGUAAAAGCGUCUUAUAGAUUUCCAGUGCAAUCAUCUGUUUUUGCUUCUAGAAAUAGGGACAUAGCCAUUCGUGCAUUCACCUCAAAGGUGAAGAAGUCUUCGAGAGAUCAAGAGUUUGCGGUCCCUUCUGUCGAUGAGGAAGAAGAUAUGCUAAAUAACUUGAUGGGAAACGUUAAGGUCAAAUCUGCCGCAGAGGAGGGUGUUCCCGUUGAAGAGGUAAUAAUGAAACACCCAGAGUUGCUAAAGGAUGCACCUGCUCCUAUAAGAAAGGCUGUGGAACAAAUGAUGGCCUCCAGAAAUCUUAAAUCGGGAAAUAAAGACUCCGGAUCACCGUAAGAAGAAUUAAGGAUUUAAAUGCUUCCUUUUGCCUUGCUACUUCUUCAACUAUUUAUGAUUCCCACUUACUAUUUAAACACAUUUAUGAUUUCCAAUAUUACAAGUGUUUACCUGCGUACAUUCUUUAUAAUGAUUAACGAUGAUGACUAUGUUCGAAUAGCUAUGGCCUAUUUUAUGAAUAACUUAGUUC